Messenger RNA from Anarrhichthys ocellatus (wolf-eel), 3857 nucleotides. RefSeq names its product interleukin-31 receptor subunit alpha-like. Gene Ontology annotation, cellular component: external side of plasma membrane. NCBI's taxonomy places the organism in Eukaryota, Metazoa, Chordata, Actinopteri, Perciformes, Anarhichadidae. Gene Ontology annotation, molecular function: cytokine receptor activity; protein binding. Gene Ontology annotation, biological process: cytokine-mediated signaling pathway. The record is from RefSeq and is a predicted model, not a curated record. The coding region runs from base 466 to 2796 and encodes 776 amino acids. The transcript has 16 exons.
UUUAUCUACAAUCUCUUCUGAGAAUCCAUUAGUGCAGGAUAUGGUGCAGCCAAAUAUGCUCCAGGCCAUUAAGGGGUUAUUGUUUAUCGGUAGCGUGUAAUUCAUAACUGAGUCAUAGUAGUGUAUUUUGGAGAGAUGUAUUGUCUUGACAAGUUACUCUCACGUGUCUCAGAACAAGUCUGAGAGGCUCUCGACCAGUUAGUUCACUUCCUCUUAGCUGGCGGUGUUUCCAGUUGGGUAAUACCUCCCGUUUAUUUCAGGGUUUGCUUCAGUUCCUGUUACUUGAUGGCUAAAAUACAGAGUUAUUGAGGGGAAAAAUGCGUUGCUGGUGGUACAGUCGGUGUUAUCAGACAUAAUAAAGGCGAUUUUAAUUAUUUAAUCGUGCGCAACUGGAUAUCUCACUGCUCAAAAAGUGGUUUUGUCUUUUUUCUUCUUUCUGGUAAUGGGAUGAAAUAGAUAAAAGAAAUGUUUUUAUUUCUAGCCCUAUUCAUCCUGGCUGCAACCCCCUCCAUGUGUAAAGGCCAGCAUGAGAACAACUGCAAAGUUCUCCCUAAAGAUCUAUACAUUGAAGUGGGAUCCGAUACUGAGAUAGUGUGCCAGACUUCAUGUGUCUCUGGCAAAAUCUUCUGGAGACUGAACGGCAGACGCAUAGAUGAAAGCCAGUCAAGCGCUGUCAACUCCUCACACACAGUCCUCACGCUAAGGAACUUCACCCGUCAAAGGGCUACACUGGAGUGCUGCAGUGCAAAUACUGACCUAGUCAUUGGAGGCACCACAAUCCAAACGUACUUAAAACCCAGCAAUAUAUCAUGUAUCUUGGAUCAUAAAGAUCAAUCAGUGGAAUCUUUCCCAGACUGCUUCACAUGCAACUGGCAGCAUCAGAUUGAUCCUCCACAGAAAAUAAGCUACACUGUAUUGUAUGACUCGCCAGGCAUGCACCGUGCUGAGAUCUGCAAAUCACAAAUAACAAACUGUAUCACCCCAGCUCGUGAAAUAUAUGUUUCUAGUAAUAUCACUAUUACUGUGAGAGCUGAAGCUGAUACUUGGAAAGCUGACUCUGACCCUCAUGAAUUUCAACCAAUUCACAUAUUGAAAAUGAUCCGUCCGCAGUUACGUGUAACUCCCUCCUCUGAUCACGUGUUUGUUCAGUGGAAACGACAAUCGUUUUCAAGAAAGUGCAGCUGUGAAGUCAAAUACAGCAAGGCUGUUGAUAUAGGAGCUCCUUCAGUGUUGAGGCGCAUAAACCUUUCAGAGAAUAGCAACGGGAUGGAUACCAUUGAAAAGUGGGAUUCCUGCAGUAACUACACAUUUUCAGUUCGCUGUGCCCUCGACAAGGCUCCCUGGAGCGACUGGAGCGAGAACAAGACAGUUCUGACCAAACUAAACAAGAGAGAUUUCAAGCUGUGCCUGUGGAGAAAGGUGGCUGAACCAGUGGGGAAUGGAGUUAGAAAAGUUCAUGCCAUGUGGACAGAGAUUCCUUCAACAUGCCAAGACACAUUUACCUACACGAUCAAAGUGACUCCCUCCAAGGAAGCCAUGGUGGGAGUAAACUAUACGGAUACUUUAUGUGACAACUCAACUUGUGAUGUUUACGUGAACCAAGAUGCACACAGAAUACAACUCGCAGUCCUCUAUAAUGAAGCCCUGCUUGUGGAGGACUCUGUCUAUGUUCCAGCCGUUGGAGAGAGCCUCCCUCAAGUUACCGACAUCCAGACCUCAACACUUGAAGGCAUUCUUCUGGUCAGCUGGAAAGCUUCAACUGAGCCUGUCACUGGUUACAUGAUUGACUGGACACACGAUGGAAAUCAAUACUAUUGGAAGGAGAGCAACUACACUAAUACAACAUUGCCUGACCAUAAGCAGCCAUACAAUAUUACAGUAACUCCCCUCUUUGAUGACGAGACAGGUCAUGGCACACAAGCCCUUCAGAUCUGCUCCAGAGUAGGAGAUCCGGGAGAUGUCACGAUCCAGGUUCAGGAGGACGCCAAAGGUGCCCUUGUGAGCUGGAAUGUGAAAUCCCAGGAGGCAUGCAGUGGUGUUGUUGUCAACUACACCGUCUUCUAUGGAAUACAGAACGGACCACAGCUCAACGUUCCUGUAGAUGGCACAAAGCACUUCAUCUAUUUGAACAAUCUGAAUCCAGACACCUAUUACAGCGUCCAAGUCAAUGCCACAGCUCUUACUGGAACUGCCACAAGCCGUGAGACGCUCUUUCAAACCAAAAGGUUUGAUCUGCAGCUCAUCACAGCAGUCGGUGUCUCCGGAAGCAUCGUUAUACUUCUUGUGUUAUCCCUUGGAGUAUGCUGCGCUGUUCGAUUGAAGAAAUUCAGGAAGAACCCAGUGCCUAACCCGGCUUUCAGUUCAUUGGCGCUGUGGCAAGCACCGAGUCAUCAAGAGGGAACGUGUCCCUUCCAGCCAUUCAGCAAUCCUUCAGAAAGCGUCUGUGACAGGGUUUACACAGGGGAAACCCAGCGAACGCCCACCUCUCCACUCGCUACAGGCUGUGAUGGUAACCCAGCCUGUGACCAGACAGGGGAAUACGUCGACCCAGCCACGGGCCCAGCGCUAGUAGACCCAGUCGAACCUGAAGAGACACAGCAUCUAUCUUCUCCUGAUGACUCCACAGCCCUGCUUCCUUCGGAGAACAGCCCGUAUCGAAGUCAGUCUUCUGCAGAAAACUCUGCCUCGAGGUUCAAUAAACAAUGUAAGCGUGCUCAAGUGAAACAGACAGAAAAGAUAGCACCCGUGACGGUUUACGUCACUUUGGACAUGUUACAACAAGACCAGGGCAGGUGAGGGAAAUGAAAGCAAAACAAUAUCAACAUUCCGAAAGCAAAGACAAGUCAAUGAGCUCCAAAUAAAACAGACGUGGUUUAAUCUUGCUAAAGACUUCCAUGAUUGAGUGUGGCAUGUUCUUGCCUCACAAUGUGUCCACUGUGGAGUGAGAGGAAAGAAGAAUGAUUGUACUCUUAUGUCAGACUUCAUAAGCCAGGUCAUAAAUGCUAUGUUUUGUGUAAAUAGAAUUGUGCUACUGUCUAUUUAUUGAUACCAAUAUAUAGUAUUUAUAACUAAACAAUGUGUGUAGCUGCUUUAUUAAGUCAACUUAAUGUCUUUUGCUGAGAUAAUUAUAUAGACAUAACUGUAUAUCCAUAACUGUAUUUGGCAACUUUUUUUGAUCUGAUUUAAUGCAAAGUUGAUAAAAAGGAUUAAUUUUUGUCUUCAUCUGCGACAUAAUGUGGACCAUUCCGAACUCUUGAUGUAGAUAAAAUUCAUUUUAUAGAGCAAUUGGGGCACACAUUAUGGGGUGGAAAUGAUGGAACAAAUAUGUAGCCUACAUGUACAGACUGUAUAAUAUUAUAUUACAAAGCACAAGUUUGUCCGAGCAGGCUGAGGAUUUAUGUAAAUGGUGAGAAUAUCGUUUUGUAAAAGUCGUAAUAUUGCCUUCAAUAAUAAUUCAUUUUCAUAUGUUUCCUGUUGUUAUUAGUGAUACCUGCGCUUGUUAAAACAGUAGUAAACUGCUUGCUUGACACUGGAAAGAUGUUACUCAUUGCAAUUAUUCCUGUACAACUUGGCAUUGAAUCUUAACAAUGACAUGUAUAAGCUGCUUAAUUGUAGAGCAUUUAUUGUUUCACAGCAAAUUUUAAAUAUGCAUGAGAUAGUAUAGUGUCUUUUUGGUAGAAAAUGGGGCACAAAAUGCUUCAGAACUGCACUCAAGCUGUUUACAAAAAUUAUCUAAUGCAUCAUCAUGUAUUUAAAUGAAUGUUUAUAUAUUACAUUUGUUUAAUGGGUCAAACUGUAUAAAUUACCAAUGGACACUGCAACAUGUAAUGUAUAUUCACAAAGUAAAUGAGUUUGAA